Molecule: messenger RNA, 3604 nt
Organism: Saccostrea cuccullata (small rock oyster)
Lineage: Eukaryota; Metazoa; Mollusca; Bivalvia; Ostreida; Ostreidae
Exons: 10
Coding region: 244-2868 (874 amino acids)
Source: RefSeq, a predicted model, not a curated record
GUUAUAUUUAAAUGCAUUUAAAUGGCCAUAUAGAUUCUACACGGUUAAAAAUAAAAAUCAAACAGUGGUGGCUUUUAAAUAUAAAUCUAAACCAAUCAACUGUACUGUUUCUUGAGUGUUCUGUUCCCGAUGUCACCUAGGCGACGUGACGCUACCUGCUCGAUCAUGGUAUUUCUGACACACUAAGAAGAAAAAAUAAAAGAACUUUGAAGAGGAUAUAAGAAAAACUGUGAAACUAUCAUCAUGGCAGAUAACGAGAUGGAUAAGGAGGAGAAAGUUCCCCAAGAGGAGACGACUGAUUCUAAAAAUGAAUCAGACGUAAAAACGGAAGAGACUCCUCCUCAGAAAGAGGAGCCAGCUCCUCGAAAGUCUAUAGCGGAGGCCCCCACAGCGAAACCAGAGAAAACGAAGGAGAAAGAUGAGAAGAAAGAGCAGCAGAAGCCAAAAGAAGAGGUAGCAGAAGAACAGAAACACGAGACUGAUGACGAUGACAAAAAAGAGGAAGACACGGGUACGCGUAAAGUAACUUUCGAGUCUCGUGACAUAAACUCUGUCAAAGACUUACAUAACGGAAGUGAAACAAAGGCAAGUGGUGCAGAAAAUGAUGUUAGGAACGCAGAUAACAGUGAAACAAAGACAAAUAAUAAAAUUCCAGAUGAUGAACCUACUGUACCUGAAAAAAAUGACACUAUGGACCUUGAGGAUGUAAACAGUGAUUCAGACUCAGAAAAACAAAAAACUGACAAAGAAAGUACACGACACAAUUUAGACUCGAAUACAAAUCGAGAGGUCGAACAAAAAUCAAAUGUCAACAAUUCAGAACCCGAACAGAAAAGGGGGGCGUUAGAAUCAAGCACUUCUGAUGAUAACGUAAGAGACUCAAAUGCCAGUGCAAAAAUAGAAAAUAUAAAAACGGGGAGCGAUUCAGAACCAAGUCAAAAAGAGGAAAAUUCAGAACCUACGUCUGGAAAUGAAGACACAAGUGAAAAGACGGAGAAAGCUGAGAAGUCGGAAACGAGCGACAGUGGUUAUGUCCCUUUAGACAAAUUAUGGUCCAGUCCAAAACGGGAAUUCAAAGGUGUACAGCGUGAGUAUAGUUUUGAAUACAGGAGAUCAACAUCGACUUCCUCCUACACAGCACCGAAAGAAAAAGAAGAAGAGCAAGCAAAGGAAAAGACUGAAUCCGACAAACCAAAACCAGACAUAGAAGAAAGCCAAAAAGAAAACAAUGAUGAUUCAAUACAGACUGAUAACAAUAAAGUGUCUUCUCCCAUUGAUUCUAGGGGAAAAUACGUUAAUGAUAGGGACAGAAGUGAAUCACUCGACUCUAGUGACAAACAUGAAAUCAAAGAAAAAAAUGUGAAAAGUGAUAAUGAAAGUGCAAAGGAAGUGACAGAAGAAUCGAAAAAGCCAGAGAACGGUGAGUAUCACAAAGAGCCUUCUCCAAAACAAGAAAAGCAACCAGAGUCAACAGAAAUAUCACAAGGAGAAGACUCAGAACGUAGAGAUGAAAAACAAACUGAAAAGAAAGAGAAAGAUCAGGAACUUAAAGCUGAACAGCAAACUGAAAAGGAGAAAGAUGAGGACGACUGGAGAUUCGAUGACAUAAAAUCGUCAGACGAGGGAUCAGAAGAGGCACGAUCUGACGAUGAACAUAUAGAACAGGAUAAAAAUAGAAAUGUAGAGGAAAUAACAAUACCAAAGGCUGAGAAAGAUGAUUAUGAAGAGGAAAAGUUUGAAUCUGAAUCCGAUGAUAAUAUAUCAGUGGAAGACACCACGCCCUAUAGGGAGGAACACAAGGAAGAACCAAAGAGUGAACCAAAGAAAGAACCAGCAAAGCAGUCCAAAGAACCAGCAAAGAAACCAAAAUCACAACCAAAGAAAAGACCCCAGCCUUCUCCCUCUCCAAGACCUUCCUCUCAACCAAAUAGGAACCUGCAGAGGCCGGUCGCUAAAAGUGCGCAAGUGACAGGUCGAACUUCCGAUAGUCGACGAGCUUUGUCCCCCGCCCAGAUGAGGACUCCGAGGUCCCAGACGAACACUCCCAGGUCAAAACAGCGACCCCAGACAACACCUGGAGGACCGCGGAGUCAUUCCAGAAUAGCGUCAGAAGACGGCCAAAAAAGACAGAAGGAAUUCUUCCGCGCAGAGUUGACGAGGCUUCAGAAGAGUCUAAAAGACGAAUCGUCCAAAAUCCACAAACCCAAACAAAGAGAACACUACCCAUUUGUUUGGACUAGUUUGGAACCCUACUAUAAUACAUACGUGGCACGAUUCCUUAUUGAUGCUCCUGAGACAGAGCGACCUCAAACACGUGGUCGUCCGAUCAGUCGCGGGAAACUCUAUGCUGAAGACCCCCAGCCCGGCUACGUCAGUAGAAAUACAGCCAUUGGACUGUGUGACCCGUGGACUGACCUCCGAAUGGACCGAGAACUCUUACCCAGGCUCGAGACCCCCACCAAAAAGUCCAGGACACGAGCCAUGCAGAAAGAUCAAAAACCGAAAAAGAAAGAGAAACCCCCCAAACAAGGAAGCACAAGACUGCCAAAGUUUCCAGUGGUGGAUUUCUCUUCCAGCAAAGAGAACGCCACAAAACGGUUCCCAUAUAGCGAAGUGCCAAAGUUCAGACAAGAGGUGAUGGGACGCUACAAACAAGAUGCGCCCAAAAAGGUGAAUUCAGAUUACAGCCGAACAAGGGACGAUUUCUAUCGAAUGGAUCUGGAUCGACUUGAUGAAGUCCACCCAAUUAACCGCCCGCACAUGCGCAAAGCCUAUUUUGCAUACCUUCAAAAUACGCCUGGUUCUAAGAAAGCAAUCAAUGAGUGUGUGAAGGGACUGAACAAUGAACAGGCUCAAAAAGCCAACUGAGAGAUCUGCGUGUUCAUAUAAACAGUGCUAAUGUAAAAUGAGAAAAAUAUUGAUAUUUCUAUCACAUUUAUAAGUCGUGUGUUGAGUAAAAGUCCAGUUUCCCUUAACCGUUUAGAGGACGAAGUACCAGCUAUUGAUCAGUACAACAGCUUAAUGUAAUAUCUACUGAAGGCAUAUUGAAUAUGUAGUGUGUUCAACAUCAGAACUUAAAAGAUUUAUAUAUUCAAGAGAACUUAUUAUGAACAGAUUGUCUGUGAUAUAUUUAACACUUUUGUUUGAGACAUUCAUUUGCCUACUCUGAGUUGAUUUGCUUCGUCUUUUUCCCUCGCUUUUUACAGGUGUCAUUUUUCUAAUGUUCACUGAAAAGUGAGCCAAAAUAUUUUUUGAAUUUCAUGUAAAAUUACAUAAGGUUAUCUAAAUUUCACAUUUUUUUCGUUUUCUGAUUUUGCAUUGACGUUCGAUAACUCAGGGUAGAGAUUUUAUUGUUUUACGAAGCUUACUUUGGUACGUUGACAACACCAUGGUAAUGAAUACUUCAGAUCAUAGUACUGUUAGCUAGAUUUUGUUCAAAUUUUGGACUUUUUUUCCAAAACAACUGAUAUAGUCACAAUUUUUCUUUUGUUCGAUUCUGAAGCUGGUUUUCUUUUCAUUUCCAUUGUUACAGGUAUGCUUGUGCAGUCAUAUAUUUGUUAACCGUUCACAUUCGUAAAUAAAGUCAGUAACAAUUGAAUUACAA